UCAUUUAUUUUUAAAUAAAACGACAGGAGAUUGUUUAGCGUUAUUUUUGUUGUAAGGGUGGCAGCGAUGCUCUUUCCAGCUUUCUGCAUCCUAAGCUGAAACUGAAGUCCUGCUUCCCGUCUUCAUUGAAAAAACAGCCUAGGUUCCCCCUCCCUUGGAAGAAAGCAGCUUUUAUGAAGUAAGAAGGAGGAAGCCCCAGGAACAGGAAUCUCACCUUGAAGGUCACUCCUUGGACCUCAGACUUCUCAGCCACAGCUUUUGAGCAGAGGCAGGAUACUCCUAGAAAGGAGCAGGUCCUGGGUUUGCAUAGUCCGCAGUAGCAGUUCUUUAUUCUGCUCAGAAUGAGCAUUGCCCCGCUAUCACCGCAUCCAGAGCGCCUCACCAUGAUGAAAGGUCUGGACCAAGCUUCAGGAAAGAUAGCUGUACAUUCAACCUUCUCUGUACUUUCCCAAAAGGAACAGAAAAAGAACAAAUCCCAGAUUUUAUUUAUUUGUCAGAGAAAGAGAGAGUGCACAAACAGGGGGAGCAACAGGCAGAGGGAGAAGCAGGCUCCCCACCGAGCAAGGAGCCUUCUGUGGGACUUGAUCCUAGGACCCUGGGAUCAUGACCUGAGCCGAAGGCAGACGCUUAACCGACUGAGCCACCCAGGCAUCCCUGGAUCAAUUUCAUUUGAGGAUGUGACUGUGAACUUUACCCAGGAGGAGUGGGGUCAACUGGACCCUGAUCAGAGGACCUUGUACAGGGAUGUGAUGUUGGAGAACUAUAGCAUCUUCAUCUCAUUGGAAGAAUUGAAAGUUGAUGGCAUAAUAGAGAGCAAAGAAAACCAAGACAGACAUUUAUGGCAAGAUGCAUUUAUCAAUAACAAAAAAGUGAUUAUGGAGAAAGAGAAUGUAUUAAGAAAAACAUUUAAUCUGUAUAUAGACUCUGUUCCUUCCAGAAAAAUGUCCAGUAAAUAUAAUCUAGAUGGAGUCAGUUUAGAAAAUACGUCGAAGUUAACCACUAAUAAUAAAAACUACUCAGGAAAGAAAUCCGAUGAUGCCAAUGGGUACAAGAAAUUGCUUCCUGAUAUUAAUCAUGAGAAAAUUCAUACUAGAGAGAAGUUUAAUGAAUUUAAUAAAAAUGAGAGCAUCUUCUAUCAUAAUGAGGAUUUUAUUCAGCAACAAAAGAUUCACACUGUGGAGCAACUGCCUGAAUAUAAUGAAUGCAUUAAAACCUUCCACAAUAAUGCUCUCUUCAUUACACAUAACAGAACUCACACAGGAGAGAGAUCAUGUGAUUAUAAUAAAUGUGAGAAAACUUUCAGGGGUGAGUCAAACCACAUGCUACGUCAGAUAAUUUACUCAAGGAAGAAUCACUAUAAAUUUAAUGAAUGUGGGGAAAGCUGUGAUAAGUCAGUCCUUUGGAAGAAACAUCCUAGAAUUCACAUGGGUGAAGAGUGUGAGAAAUACCACGAGUGUGAUGUAUGUGGGAAAACCUUCCUCCGGAAGUCAAACCUCACAAUACAUCACAGAAUACACACAGGAGAAAAACCCUAUAAAUGUAAUGAAUGUGGGAAAUCCUUUUACCAGAAGUCAACCCUCACUGUACAUCAAAGAACUCAUACAGGAGAGAGACCCUAUGAAUGUGCUAAAUGUGGGAAAAAAUUCUACCAGAACUCAGCCCUCCAUCAGCAUCAAAGAACACACACAGGGGAGAAGCCUUACAAAUGUAGUGAAUGUGGAAAAUCUUUCUCCCAAAAGUCAGACCUGACUGUGCAUCAGAGCUCUCACACAGGCGAAAAACCUUAUAAAUGUAACAAAUGUGACAAGUCCUUUAGUAUAAAGUCAAAACUCACUGUACACCAGAGAAUACACUCAGGGGAGAAGCCCUAUGAAUGUAGCAACUGUGGGAAAAUGUAUCAUAUGAAGUCAACCCUCAUUAAACAUCAAAGACUUCACACAGGGCAGAAGAUAUAUGAAUGCAGUGAAUGUAAGAAGACCUUCUGUGGGAAGUCAGUUCUCCUUAAACAUCAGAGAACUCAUACAGGGGAGAAACCUUAUGAAUGUGUAGAAUGUAGGAAAACCUUUUCUGAGAAGUCAACCCUCAGUAAACAUCAGAGAAUUCAUACCGGGGAGAAACCCUUUGAAUGUAACAAAUGCGGGAAGUCAUUCUGCCAAAAGUCACAACUCGUUGAACAUCAGAGAAUUCAUACAGGGGAGAAGCCCUUUGAAUGUAAAGAAUGUAGGAGAACAUUUUGCCAGAGGGCAUCCCUCAAUGUACAUCAGAGAACACACACAGGAGAGAGGCCCUAUGAAUGUAAUGAAUGUGGAAAAUGUUUUUAUGAUAGUUCGACCCUCACUAAACAUAAGAGGAUUCAUUCAGGGGAGAAACCCUAUAAAUGUAAUGAAUGUGGGAAGACCUUCAGCCACAAAGCAACUCUCACCACACAUCAGAAAAUACACAGGAGAGAAACACUGUAAAGAUGGAUGGUGAAACCGUCUUGCUGUAACUCAGAACUGUUGGCCUGACAAAGUAUAUCCAAGGAAGUAACCCUAUGGUUGUAAUGAAUGUGGGAAGUCCAACCAGAAGUCAGCCUUCAAUUUACAUCAUAGAACUCACACAGGGGACAUCCCUGGCAGUGUUUUUACCAAACUGGGCACAGAGCAAGUCUUUAUUUCUCUGCAGCUCUUGCAUUCAGGUGGGAUGAUGUGCAUGAGAGCUGGCCAAUGGGCUGUGAGUAUAAUGAUGUAAUUCACUUCUGGUCUGACACAUAAUGGCCUCCAUGGCAAUUCUUUGUAUUCUCUGUUCUCUAUGGAGUAGGAUGUAGAAUGCCUUCUGUUGAGAGGUCAGCACUCACUGUGUGUUGAUGAACUCACAAGAGUAGAAAUCUCUGUCAACAUCUUUUUUUUUUUUUAAGAUUUUAUUUAUUUAUUUGACAGAGAGAGCAGGAGAGGGACAAGCAGGGGGAGUGGGAGAGGGAGAAGCAGGCUCCCCACUGAGCAGGAAGCCCAAUGUGGGGCUUGAUCCCAGGACCCUGGGAUCAUGACCUGAGCCGAAGGCAGACGCUUAACGAUGGAGCCACCCAGGCGCCCCUCUGUCAACAUCUUGAUGUUGAGAAACCUAACCCACAGAUGAAACUGGCUGUAACUGAAGAAAUCAGAGUUAAGAAAUCUUGAGAUUGCAACAAAUUUAAAAAAGCCUUUACAAAAAGGCAUUAUCUCAUUGAACCUCAGGUAAACUAAUAGACUAAAACCGUAUAAGCACAUGGUUUCUGAAAGCUUUCAACAAAACAUACUUUAUUGUAUUUCAGAGAAUUAUUACUGAGGGAAACUGAAUUUAGAAAAUACAGAAAUUUUUUUCUUUAGAAAAAAGUUUUAAGUUGUAACAGGAAAUACAGAGGCCAAGUAUGUAUUUUUCACAUUUAGCACAACUCUGAUUUUAAGAAAGCUGCUCUGAACAGUAAGUUCAUUGUACUUACCACCAUGAAAUGUGUUCAUUAAGAAAACAGCCCCAUCUCUGAAUAUCCUCAAAUGUUUACUUGGGGAACCUAAGUAGGUUUGAAUGUGCCAAACCCAACUUAGAUAUAACCCGGGAACUGUGUGUGUAGUAACGUUCUUUACCUUUACUUCUAGUAUUGAUUGGCAACCGUGGUGCAGUGCAAGUGUUGGCAAACCUUUUCUGUAAAAGGCCGUACAGUGAAUACUUUAACCUUACAGGCUACCCGUGCUUUUUCUCACUUUCUUUACAACCUGUUAAAAAUGUAAAAAAAAAAAAUCAUUCUUAGCUCAUGGGCCAUUGAAAAACAGGCUUGGCCACAUUUAGCUUGUGGAGCAUAGUCUGUGGACCCCUGAUAUAGUGGUUAAAAGCAUGGACUCUGGAACUAUACUUGCGAGGCUCAGGUCCCAGUUCUGCUGCACAUUAGCUGUGUGGCCUGGGGCAAAUCCCUUAACAUUUGUUCCUCGGUUUCCUUUUUUGCAAAAUGAUGGUACUGACAUUACGCCAGCACAUGGAGUUCUCGUAAGGACUAGGUAAGUUCAUGAAUGUAAAGUACUAAACCACUGUAUAGAAUGCUACAAGUGUUAGCUGUUGUAUGACUGGCAACAGAUUUGUUGGAGCUUUUACAGGCUUUUGAUUACCUACUCAGCAGCUGUUCCUCACUCCAUGCCAGUAGAGGAUUCAGGAAAUGAAUGAUGAUUGAUCUAACCUAAUUUUUUCCAGCUUAUUGAGGCAUAAUUGACAAAUACAAUUGUAAAAUAUUUAAA
This is a messenger RNA of Mirounga angustirostris (Northern elephant seal), 4241 nucleotides long. RefSeq names its product zinc finger protein 883-like. Gene Ontology annotation, molecular function: RNA polymerase II cis-regulatory region sequence-specific DNA binding; DNA-binding transcription factor activity. The transcript is spliced from 6 exons. NCBI's taxonomy places the organism in Eukaryota, Metazoa, Chordata, Mammalia, Carnivora, Phocidae. Bases 342 to 2459 code for a protein of 705 amino acids. The record is from RefSeq and is a predicted model, not a curated record. Gene Ontology annotation, biological process: regulation of transcription by RNA polymerase II.